AUGUCGACCACCGAACAGAUUUCUUUCCUCCUGGCUUGCAUCAAGCAUACCUCCAACGGCGGAAAGAGAUAUGAACGACUCAAGAAGCGUGCCCAGGCCACUGACUUUGGCACCUGCAAUGCUUCCGUCGAAACCAAAACCGAAGGGAAUGAGAGCGACAAUAAAUCCCUCGCCGCUACUAGCAAUACCGCUACCAAGCCGAAGCGUCGUGCUCCGGUCAAGCCGCGUGCCAGUCGCGAAGACAAAGCAGAUGGUGUUGCCUGUCCAAGCAACGCUGAUGACACAACCAUCUCGAACGAAGUUCACACCUCACCACUCUCGGUCAAACGCAAGCGUGAAUCUGCCAACGACGCCCUGAGCAACCCGUCGGAUGCUGAUUACGAGUCUGCCUGCGAAGACUCUGCUACGGAGUACUACGGAAGCCAAUUUGUCGCCGUCAAUGACACGCCGAACCGCGACCCUGUUGCCAAGCGUGCCAAAGCCCAGAAGGCCACUGCCGCGAUCAAGCUCGAAUCCGAGGCUGGUGUCAAGGAUAUAGCAGAGGCAGCUCUGGCAGAAGUGAAGAAAGAGGGCCACGAGAUUGACCAGGGGAUCUAA
Molecule: messenger RNA, 597 nt
Organism: Sporothrix brasiliensis 5110
Lineage: Eukaryota; Fungi; Ascomycota; Sordariomycetes; Ophiostomatales; Ophiostomataceae
Exons: 2
Coding region: 1-597 (198 amino acids)
Source: RefSeq, a predicted model, not a curated record